AUGCUUGUUUCACAUGUACUACUGGCUUUGGGUGUCAUGGGCUUUGGAUCGGCACAUUUCAUCGUCCCCAAUGAUGACCAGGAUAUGUCUGGUCUUACCGUGAACUCGAUCCCAGCAGCCAAGCGAGUCGAGUAUAUGCAGAAGGCAAACGAGGCUCUGUUCCGGCAAAGCGGACCUUGCCCCUUUGCCGCAUUCGGGACCAUCAUCGUAAACCACACCAGCGAUGAAGUCGUCUGCGAGGGAGCAAACUUCCGGACUGGUGACCCUACAAUUCACGGAGAAAUCUCCGCCAUCAACGCAUGCACGGCCAAGUUUGCUGAACAGGACAUGACGCCAACACAGAUCUAUGCCGCGUGGGGAGACCUCUCGAUCUACACGAACGCCGAGUCGUGUCCAAUGUGCGCGAAAUACGUCUAUGGAACCACCAUCCAACACAACUACAACGUCGGCUGGGGCGUCAUGACUCUCAGCAGUCAAUCUCGCCAGCUGCCUGGCUACCAGACCUCCAUGAUCGGACAGAUCCUGACCAACGAGACGGAUCCUCUCUUCUCAUGGCAGUACAACGCAAGCGCUCCCUGUCCAAACGAGUGCUUCCGCGUCCCGAGUGCGACUCGUGGUGGAACAACCUGCUCCAAUGUGACUGUCUCUCGAAGGGACUAUGAGGCGUUAUAG
Messenger RNA from Colletotrichum fioriniae, 672 nucleotides. The record is from RefSeq and is a predicted model, not a curated record. Lineage: Eukaryota; Fungi; Ascomycota; Sordariomycetes; Glomerellales; Glomerellaceae.